CUGUGCGGUUCCCCUCACAAAAGAGGAGUCGAAACUUUUGCUUUGCAGUUGAUUAUAUUACGGCAAAGUGCAAAGGUAGCAAAAGCAGCGUGCACAAUGAGCUUCCUGGAGUUCCUGCUGAUCCUGCUGGUGGCGUACUAUGUGAUCUAUGUGCUGCUGUGGAUCGUGCUCGACUGCAAUGUGGCCCUGUGGAUCAAGUCAAAGUUUGGCGUUUCGCUGUCGUCGAUGCGCGGCCAGGUGGUGUGGAUAACGGGCGCCUCCAGCGGCAUUGGACGCUCCCUGGCCCUGAGCCUGGCCCGCCAUGGCGUUCGCCUGGUUUUGAGUGCCCGACGGGUGGAGCAGCUGGAGGAGGUGCAGAAGGAGUGUUUGGCAGCUGCUCGCGGACUGUUGGCUACCAAGGAUGUGCUCAUUCUGCCCAUGGAUAUGCUGCAAUUGCAGCGGCACGAGUCCAAUAUCUUUGAUGUGCUCAACCACUUCGAUCGCCUGGAUGUGCUGGUGAACAAUGCGGGCAGAUCGCAGCGCGCCAGCUGGACGGACAUUGAGAUCGAGGUGGAUCGGGAGCUGUUCGAGUUGGACGUCUUUUCCGUGGUCCAUCUCACGCGUCUGGUGGUGCGCUACUUCGUCGAGCAGAACGGUGGUCGUGGCCAUGUGGCCGCCACUUCCAGCAUCGCCGGUUUCGGUCCUGUGCCCUUCUCGGCCACCUAUUGUGCGGCCAAGCAUGCCCUGAACGCCUAUCUGCUGUCCCUGAAGCUGGAGAUGCGCAAGCUGGACGUGACCAUCUUCGCCCCUGGGCCCAUUGCCACGGACUUCCUGCAGGAGGCGUUCACGGGCGAGCAGGGCGCCAAGUUGGGAAAGAGUACGGCCAAUCAGAAGCGGAUGACAGCGGAGCGCUGCGGCGAACUCUUUGCCGUCGCACUGGCCAACAAGAUGGAUCUUACCUGGUGUGGCCUCUUCCCCGUCAACCUGCUGGCCUACUGCGCCCGCAAUCCCACGCUGACCAAGAUCCUCGGCCAGUUUAUGACCGAGCAGACGCUCAACAAGAUUCGCGAGGGUAAAUUGUGAGCUGCGGCGUUGCCCAUCUCGGUGCUCAGUCAUCUUUUAUACAUGUACAGUGUUUAAUU
Messenger RNA from Drosophila subobscura, 1121 nucleotides. RefSeq names its product dehydrogenase/reductase SDR family member 7. The coding region runs from base 97 to 1062 and encodes 321 amino acids. The transcript has a single exon. NCBI's taxonomy places the organism in Eukaryota, Metazoa, Arthropoda, Insecta, Diptera, Drosophilidae. The record is from RefSeq and is a predicted model, not a curated record.